AUGAACCCAGAUGAAGAUGACGAAUACGAGGACUAUGUGCCCAUCAAGAAGCGAAAGGCGGCUAUGAAGGAAAAGCUUGUUUCUGACAGGCAAAAAGAGAGGAGAGAGGAAGCUGAGCGAGUCAUGCGAGAAAGACUCGCAGAGGAGAAGAAGAAAAGAGGAAUUGCCAACUCUUUGCUAGCAGUCUCUGCCAAGCUCAAAGCCGAAGAAGAAGCAAACAAGGACUCUCGGGAACAGGCUAUCAAAGAAAGCAUCAAGAAUGAAGAGGACAAAGCUGCUUUGAAGAAAGCCGACCAGUUGCUUGAGCAAGUCCAACUGCAGAUGAGCACUCCUUUGAUGUCCGUGAGAGAGCGAGCCAAGGGAAUCAUUUACAAAGAGAGGAUGCCAGCGAUUGGCGACUGGCGACCCAUCAAAAAAUAUCGUGAUAUGCCUGAGGAGGAGCGCGCCUCCAUCAGAGAAAAGUACUUCAUAGAGGUCAAUGGCAAGGAUAUUCCGUCGCCCAUCAAGCGCUUUGAGGAAAUGCGGCUCCCUAGAGGGAUCCUUGAAGGCUUGAAAGCCAAGGGUAUCAUGCGACCGACGCAGAUCCAAAUGCAAGGCAUUCCCUGCGGCUUGAUGGGUCGCGAUAUCAUUGGGAUUGCCUUCACGGGAAGUGGAAAGACAUUAGUGUUUGGUCUUCCGAUGAUCAUGUCGGCCUUGGAGCAAGAGCUUAGAGCAAAAGUUCAGCCCACAGAAGGCCCAUUUGGCUUGAUCAUUGCGCCUUCCCGCGAGCUGGCGCAUCAGACAUACGAGGUGAUCGAGUUCUAUACAGAUCACCUUGCAGAGUACCACAAGGAAUUUCCAAAGCUACGAUCAGUCCUGACGAUCGGAGGCCUCAGCACUGGAACGCAGGCAAUGGCCAUCAAGAAGGGCUGCCACAUGGUUGUGGCAACGCCGGGAAGGCUCAACGACCUUCUGACCAAAAAAAAGAUGUCUUUAGCACAGUGCCAGGUGCUGGUGCUGGAUGAGGCCGAUCGAAUGAUCGACUUGGGUUUUGAGGAGGAGAUUCGGAAUACCUUGGACCACUACCGAGGCCGGGUGGCAGCUGCAAUGACAACCAUGACAACCAUGACAACCAUGACAACCGACCUGGCAACCAAGCAGGAAGCGCCAGCAGUUCUAGGUCAGCGGCAGACCCUGCUGUUCAGUGCUACCAUGCCAAAGAAGAUUCAGGACUUCGCCAAGACUGCCCUGGUAGAUGCGGUCGUGAUCAACGUCGGCCGUGCCGGAGCUGCUAACUUGGAUGUGAUCCAAGAGGUGGAGUAUGUGAAGCAAGAGGCCAAGCUGGUGUAUCUGCUGAAAUGCUUGCAGAAGACACCACCCCCAGUCCUGAUUUUUUGCGAGAACAAGUCGGAUGUGGACGAUGUUCACGAGUACCUCUUGUUGAAGGCCGUCGAGGUUGUGGCAAUCCAUGGAGGCUUGGACCAGGAAGAACGCCAUGAAGCAAUCCGAUCCUUCAAGGAGGGUUCCAAGGACGUGCUGAUCGGCACGGACGUGGCUUCAAAAGGUCUGGAUUUUCCGGCCAUUCAGCAUGUCAUCAACUUUGACAUGCCGAAGGAGAUCGAAAAUUAUGUGCACCGCAUUGGGCGAACAGGCCGAUGCGGUCGAACGGGUGUCGCCACGACGUUCGUCAACAAGAAUCAGGACGAGACCAUUCUGCUCGACUUGAAAGCCUUGCUGCUUGAAGCUGGCCAGCAUGUGCCUCCCUUCCUCAUGCAGCUGGACUCCUCUGCGGGCGGUCGAGAAGAAGAGGAAAUUGGUGGUGUCAAGGGCUGUGCAUACUGUGGCGGUCUGGGUCAUCGUAUCAGCGACUGCCCCAAGCUGGAGACCACAAGACAGAAGACCACCUCCGCCACAAAGGACUACCUCACGACAGGAGCGGCACGCUAUACAGGUGCAGAAGGUUAUGCUGGCGAUUGGUGA
Molecule: messenger RNA, 1959 nt
Organism: Cladocopium goreaui
Lineage: Eukaryota; Dinophyceae; Suessiales; Symbiodiniaceae
Source: the annotation of a GenBank genome assembly